Molecule: messenger RNA, 6715 nt
Organism: Galleria mellonella (greater wax moth)
Lineage: Eukaryota; Metazoa; Arthropoda; Insecta; Lepidoptera; Pyralidae
Product: receptor-type tyrosine-protein phosphatase zeta-like
Exons: 14
Coding region: 438-5270 (1610 amino acids)
Biological process (GO): protein dephosphorylation
Molecular function (GO): protein tyrosine phosphatase activity
Source: RefSeq, a predicted model, not a curated record
GGUCGUUUACUCUGUGAGUCUCAGUAAGACCGCGCGCGUCUCGUCGAACGCACGAGUCGAUUUCUCUCUCUCCAUCGGCUACGAAAUAUUACGCGUCAAAAUACGCCCCAUUUAUCGAAGUGAAUUAACUUUUUUUGUGCUAAACUGAGUGACAGUGUUGUGUUGUUUGUUAUUGGUGCAUUGACACGGAUCUAAGAGCCCAAUUUAGAGGCAAUGCCAUUUUCCUAAAUGCUAAGAGCCAAUUACACUUCACGAACGGAACAACACGCCCAAUGAAUGUAUGGUGAAGGACUGUCAUAAGUGAAAAAGCUUCUCGACUUAUGCCGGCUUAAAAACAUACCCCGUCCUGUAACCCACAGGAAAAAAGGACACGCCAUGACGACACCAAGGACGGUUAUGAUGCUAUGAUUCAGCUUAUGUUAUAACAACAACAUGAAAUGAACAUGGAAUCACCAGUUAGAAUAUUUAUAGGUGUAGCAUUAGUAGUAAACUUACUACUGUUGAGCAGCACUUUAGUUAGUGGCAACGCGUUGCCUCACGAAACGACAUCGACUACAGUAAAAAAUGAGAAGAACACACGACACGAGAAAAUUAACGGUACAACAUGGAACCCGAGAAACAAUAUUAAGAGUCCUGAUACGUCAUUAAACGAAUUAAGUCCUAAAGAAUCGCCAACUGAAGAGCAUACAGAGAAAAAUGCAAAAUACAAACACAGGGGGAGGAUACGAUAUCAAACGCAACUUAAAACUACCACAGAAACUCCAUUGAGAAGAGUUAGGAGUUCGACUAAACCAACAAAUAUAAUAAUCGUUACUCCAACUCCAGAGGUAAAGAAGCCGGCUCAAAUUAUAGACAGUAUGAAAAAAUAUAAAAGAACAAAAUUACCAGUAAUAAUAAGUUCCACUCCCAGUACGUCACUGUCUGCAAAAACUGAAACACAUAGUGAAGAGGAAGAAUAUGACGAAGAAGAUGAAGAAGAUAAAGAAUUUGAAAGAAUUACAUCCGGCAAGUUUGAUAAUAACUUUUUUACUAUACCCAAUUACAAUGAUGACUUUAGUCAUUUCACAGACCACAAAAGUUCAGACAAUCAGGUAAGAGAAAAUUAUAAAACUUCACCUUUCGGAUUUUCUACAUUUUUCCCUAAAGACUCUUAUGAUUCUAAAGAAGAUAACCAUGAAUCUUAUAAUUCUGACAGUUUCUUUGACUUUGAGUUAACAACACCAAAAAAUGACUUUUUUGACAAGAAAUAUCAGGAAAUAUCAGAGGGUAUAUUAAAGAGAUUGAGUUCUAUACCAACUCAUAAACCAACAAAUGCUACUAACGUGCAUAAAAUUGUAAAAGAGAAUAUUGGAUUAGAAAGAGUCAAUAACAAUACACCAACAAAUAAGUCUACAGUAAUUAUAAAAAAUACCAAAGAAAUACGUCUUUUAGAUAAUGAAAGCGCUGGUACUGCUAACAGUGGAAUAUCUGAUGUACAGGGUACUAGUAUUUAUUACGAAAUGUCCGUAUUGUCGACUGAAACAUAUGCUAUAAACCAUUCAGAUGAUGAUUGUGAUAAUGACACGUUGCCUUUAGAUCCCACAAUGAGUUCAUCAUCUGAAGAACAAAUAGCAUCUAUAAAGGCGACACAAGCUACUUUAUUACCGGGAAGUACGAAACCAACAUAUCCUGAUCCAAAACCUUCACACCCCGAUCCGAGUUCUGAGUCUAUAUCAACUUUAUUUACUAAUUAUCUCCCUAUUUCAAGUAUUAAUCCAUCUGUAUAUAAUUCGGUCAGUUCUACACCUGUAUCUGUACAAAAUAAUGUAUAUAGCAUUUCAUCUACUGAAAAACCUACAAAAGCAUUUUCUAGUAGCUAUAAUCGAAACCGAAGUUACCCAAAACGCCUAAACUUCAAUGGAACGAGAGAUUCUCCAAAUAGUGUCACAUCAAAAUCAGAAUCAGCCUCUCAGCGAUCUCAGACAAGAAAAUUCUAUCAUACUACGCCCAAAACAAAAGCCAUAUGGAUGUUGCCACGAAGGAAUAUAACUAAGAUUAAUACAAGACCAGCAACUAUAUACUCUGAGCAUUUUAAUAUAAAGGAUAAAUAUUCUACAACACAUCGUCCCAAGCAACCAAAUAAAACCAUUCUUACUACUGUAUCUUCUGAAAUAGACCCGGUAUUACAGAGCGAUAUUAGUGGUAUAGAGAAGGUCGUUCAUUCUCCAUCUAUAUCUGAUAAUAGUAUUCCCUCACUAUGGAAAAGAGGAUCGACGAAGUUUGCUACGUCCACGGCGACACCAGCUGAGACCGGAGAUAUUAAUGAUAUGGAAAUACCGCCAACUUUGACUGCAUGGGCACUGGCUAGUUUGAGAAGUCCACCAUCUUUGCCAAGUUCAUCAAUAAAUGCAACGGGAUCGACGCAAAAAAGCAUCGAUGAGAAUGAAUUACAGAAAGUGGGAGAAGUUACAGAUAAGAAAGAAGGAAAAAAUACAACUCCUACUUCAACAACAACUACAAAAUUAAAUAAUGACAUUGAAACGAAGAAAAUAGUUGAAGUGGACCAGAAUAAGUUGGGAUGGAAACCAGUAUUCAUACCAGCUUCAACUGACCAGCCCACAAAUCAUGCUAAAACAGAAUUACUACUUACAUCAGAAAGAUUGCCAGCGGAAAGUAACUUGUAUGUAAAAAGUAGUGCACAACCCAGUAUUCCAACCGAAUCUAUUUCAUUAAAACCAACUGAAAUGGUUACAGAACCUUUAAAAAAUGAUAGCAAAAAAUGGGUUUCCGUGACAGAACAUUCAGAUACAACACCGGCGAUAUUAGGAGAAUCGAUUAAAACAGAAGCUGUUCCAAUUAGUUCUACUAAUUUAACAGGUUUUGAAUCUAUUACAAAACUUCCUUCAGAUUUGACAACUCCACAAGAUGAGAUUGUUUCUAACGUACAAGAAAAUCAGUCAAGUGUAAGUGAAAUAAUAACAAAAUUACCUACCACAACUGAUUAUGAGAUAACAACUAUAAGAUUUUCUUACGUACCAACGGAAGAAGUAAUGAAUACUACUGAAAUGAAUAUAACACAAAAACCUUCUACUAGUACUGACUGGCAUCCUGUUUUUCCAACUAGAACUAGAUUGACAACUAUAAACGAUGGUCCUGUUACAACGUACCGGCCUCAGUAUAUGACAACUACCGACUACAAUGAAGAGACAACUACAGAUGUUACUGAAAUUAUUUCUGUAUCUUCAGAAGAUUCGCAUGAAACUGAAUCUGAAAAAUUACCCGAUGUAACGGAAAUGAUUAAACAAACUACCACACAAACUGCAACAAAAACAACAAUAACAACAACAACCGAAGAAUCUACAACGGAACCAAUUAGUACACCAAAUUUAAUACCACUUGAAACUACAACGUCAGAUAACGUUAAAACAACAGUUGCUCCCGAAACUACGUCUAUAGUAACAGAAAUUGUGACAGAAAUAAAUACUGAGAUGCAGCAAAAGUCCACAACGGAAGCGCCAACUACUAUAGUAACUGAAGAAGCAACUGCAACAUCGUCGAGUGAAACUGACUGCACUUCUGAAGAGGACAAUAACAGUAAUGAAGUUAUUACACAAGACUCUUCUGAAUCUACGACUACAGCUCGAACCACAACUAUAAGUACAGGUAUACAAACACAAAUACAAGAUAUAGAUGAAAAAUUAAUAACAACCGAAUCAGGAAUAACGACCACUGAAGUUAAUAUUGUAAAUACACAAGAAUUAACAACACAAAGAGAUAUAGAAACAACUACACAGCGAAAUGCAAAAAUCUACGAUACAACAGUAACGAAUGAGGAUACUACAAUAGAGCUUACAACUGAUUUUGGAACAAAAUCAGUUAACGAUUUGGAGGAUGUCAGCAGUUAUAAUGGGGAGAUGACUACAGAAGCCAGGCCAAGAGUUUCAGGUGAAGGUGAAGAGGAGAGCUCUGGAGCAGCUGUAGCCAUAGCAGUCAGCACAAUUGGUGUUAUUGCGCUAAUUCUGCUUAUUGGACUUUUGCUUAUAGUGCGGCGUCGGGGUCGCCGCGGCGUGUACGCUCAGCGUUGUACGCCGGUGUCCCUGGACGCUUACAGCCUGGACAGUGUCAGCGUUGGCCACAGGAAGGGCAACCACAGGUUGCGCGCCAGCAAGAGGAGUUACGGCAACCCGGCGUACGAUGACGAGGUCACAUCUCAUCCGAUGAACUAUGCUGCGCUCGCCAACUUCGCUCUCGACGUGGACUCCAUAAUUGCCGAGUUCUCGGAGAUCCCGUCGGUGACGGUCCGUCCUGAUGAAGUGCCGCCAGGGUGCGAGGACAAGAAUCGGUACUCCAACGUGCUCCCGCUCCCGGAGACCAGGGUGCCGCUGAAGAGGAUCGGGAACGACCCUACCACGGAGUACAUUAACGCUAAUUACAUAACGGGUCCGGGCAACAUCCGAAACUACUACAUAGCAUGCCAGGCGCCUCUGUCCAACACGGUGGUGGACUUCUGGCGGAUGAUAUGGGAACAGAACUCAAGGCUCAUUGUCAUGCUCACUGAGUACAUGGAGAAUGGUGUGGAAAAAUGCUACGAAUAUUUACCACCAUCUGAAGUAUCAGACAACAAGAGAACCUUUGGGGAUUACCAGAUAAUCCUGAAGAAGCGAGAGCAACGCGAUAAGUACGCUAUAUCCAGCGUCCAACUGAUUAACUUAGCUACCAGAACCUGGAGAGAAGUGACUCACCUCUGGUACUUCUGGCCUGCUAAAGGUGUUCCGGAUGAUUACGAUUCUGUUAUUGACUUCUUGUCGGAAAUGAGGAGUUACAUGAAGAUCUCACAGACUGCCAAAGAAUAUGACGAAGAAGGUGUGGAAGUAAUCUAUGGAGACCAGAACCGGUCAUCAUUUAGUAACUUGUCGAAGCUCCGAAGCGAGGACAGUAGCUCUGGGAAUGGGCUAAACGUGUAUUCCCCAGCCAAGGCUGAGGAGCAGUUGAGGAGGGGAAACGUUACCAAUGGCACUUUGAGUAGGAUGAAAGCAGCUUCAGAAGUUGAGAGCGUGCGCGCGUGCGUGGCGGUGUGCGCGUCGGGCGCGGGGCGCGCGGCGGCGCUGCUGGCGGCCGACGUGUGCGCGCGCGCGCUGGCCGCCGGCGCCUGCGACGUGCCGCGCGUCGUGCGCGAGUUGCGCGCGCAGCGUCCACACUCGCUCACCAACCGACACCACUACAUCUUCCUCUAUAAGUUAUUAAGUGAAUACGGCAACAAACUGAUGGGAGGCGGUGUGGAUACUAUAUGAAAAUGUACAGUAACAGCAUUUGAAAUGAGCGCAUAUACGAAUGCAUUUUUCUCUCGAAAUGUCUACAUGAUGGAGGCUUUUUGGCGCGGAACGGCUUUACGUGAUUUUCUAAAAAUUACGCUUCUAGCUAAGCGCUGUUUCAUUUCGCGGUAAAUUAUUUGAACAAAACCAUAAAGGGGGGGGGGUCCAUUAAUUACAUGAACAAAUUGACUUUAAGGUUAUUUACCAGAGGGUUUGACUCUUUAAAAGUCGCAUAAUGCAUUGCAAAUACGCAAUUGGGCCAUAACGUGGCGAAAAAAAAAACACUUCAUGGACUUUUUGCAUCACGUUAAGUCUCGAUUGUGUAUUUGAAAUAUGUGUAAACAAUACGUAAGUUUAAAAUUAAUUAUUUCAAACCGUAAAAUGUACUCUUAUACAUAGCUCAUAGCUGAAAGUGAAGGUCAUGAUACUAGGGUGGAAUGAGUUUGCUCCCCCCCCCAUUAAAUAUGCCCAUCCGCGAGCUUCAAAAAGGAAGGAAGGAGGUAGGUUCUGUGAAAAUCUGACUAAGUUCUAUAUUAGGAGAGGUCAAUGGGAAUUUUAUAUGUUUUUAAUAUAGUUUUAUUUUACGAAUCAAAUAGAUCAGUGUUAUAGGAAGUAUGUUAUGGGAAGUAAAAUGCAUCAAUAUAUUAUGGAAUAAAAAAUAUUUAAAAACACACAUAAACAGUGGGAAGAUCCAGUAUAUUUUGUUGAAUCUCACCAUGAGGGGUGUGGGGGUGUUUGAAUUAAGAAAGCAGCUUUUGUAAUUUAGAGAUACUUCCCUAAAGAAUCUUGCGCAGUACACUUUUUUAAAAUAAAUCAGUUACUGCGCAUGUCAUGUGGUGCUAGACCAUGUUCAAGUUAUUUGCCGGUAUCUAUAUCCUAGUUUUACAAGGUAACUUUUUUUUUUUAUAUUUGCGUUAAAUCUUGUAAAAAUAUAUACCAGAGCUUGCCAAAGCAGGAGCCACUAUUUUUUCUUGUUUUACCACAGAUAAGAAAAAUUUCCUUUUAUUACAUUAUUAUGGAAGAAUAUUUUUUAUACAUUUUUUUUAAUUAACGUAUUUAUUUUCCUUCAAUCUAUUUUGUGAUAGAAGGCUAUCGCGGAUCCCUCAUUGUGGGCACGACGAGCAAGACUACAACCCUAAUAAACUUUUGACGUCAUACCUUCUCAGUCUGUUAAGGUCUAAGGCUGAUGAUAUCAUCCAUCCAAUGCCUUAAUAUUUUUAAUACUUUUGUAACUUUGGAGAGCGAACAAAUUAAUAUUUUAUAGGUUUAUUAAUUUACUAAUGUUUGCCCCACGACUUUGCUUAUGGGGAACUAUAAAAGAAUCUCGAUCAGAGAUUUACAGUAAUGUACUAUAUCAAUCAUGAACGAGUUCAUAUUUCGAUUCGUACUCGACUGAUUUUUCGGUAGCUGUGACCACAACCUUU